Messenger RNA from Eurytemora carolleeae, 457 nucleotides. RefSeq lists its product as uncharacterized. Lineage: Eukaryota; Metazoa; Arthropoda; Copepoda; Calanoida; Temoridae. The coding region runs from base 92 to 442 and encodes 116 amino acids. The record is from RefSeq and is a predicted model, not a curated record. The transcript has 4 exons.
UAAUAACAAUGAGAGUACCGAGUGCCCGGACUGUGGUAAAGCAUUGACUGUGAGUAACCUAAACAAGCACAUCAAGUCUGUGCACAAGAAGAUGAAGAAAACUUGUGAAAUCUGUAAUGAAGAAGUUCCCUACUCCUCUAUUAGUGUUCACAAGAGAAAGGUGCACGGAAUUGGAAAACCUAUGGACGAUAUCACACCUCGUGGACCUAACCUUAAACUUAGAAAGAGGUAUCGUCAGAUGAUAGAGAAUGAGCUUGAGUUUGACAGAUUAGCUGAGACUACUGGAACAGGGUAUAUUAAAGGAGAUGGAGAUGAUGAUGAAGAGAUGAUGGACGAGGAGAUGGAGGAGAUGGAGGAGGAAGGGGAGGAGGAGGAGGAGGAGCUUGGGGAGGAUGGAACUGAAAUGGGCACCAAGACAAUUCAGGUUCAGUUUAAAUCCUAAAAAUAGUUAAAAACC